AUGGCUCCCUUAACCGAAGUCGGGGCCUUCUUGGGAGGCCUGGAGGGCUUGGGCCAGCAGGUGGGGUCACACUUCCUGCUGCCUCCUGCAGGGGAGCGGCCGCCUCUGCUAGGCGAGCGGCGGGGCGCGCUGGAGAGGGGCGCCCGAGGCGGCGGGCCGGGUUCCGUGGAGCUGGCGCACCUGCACGGCAUCCUACGCCGGCGGCAGCUUUACUGCCGCACCGGCUUCCACCUGCAGAUCCUGCCCGACGGGAGCGUACAGGGCACCCGGCAGGAUCACAGCCUCUUCGGUAUCCUGGAGUUCAUCAGUGUGGCAGUGGGACUGGUCAGUAUCAGAGGUGUGGACAGCGGUCUUUACCUUGGAAUGAAUGACAAAGGAGAACUCUAUGGAUCAGAGAAAUUGACUUCUGAAUGCAUCUUCAGGGAGCAGUUUGAAGAGAACUGGUAUAAUACCUAUUCAUCGAACAUCUAUAAACACGGGGACACCGGCCGCCGGUAUUUUGUAGCACUUAACAAAGAUGGAACUCCAAGAGAUGGUGCCAGGUCCAAAAGACAUCAGAAAUUUACUCAUUUCUUACCGAGACCAGUGGACCCAGAACGAGUUCCAGAAUUAUACAAAGACCUGCUGAUGUACACUUGAUGAACUUGGAGCCAUUAUUUUUAAGUUGCAGUUCCUGUUCGAUAACACUGAAGAAGAUAGUCAGAAGAUUGCAUUCUGUUUCUUACCGAGAGACUGUAUUGGUGAAGAGUACCAAGAAUAAGGAAUUAAUUCGAAGCAAAGCGAGAUCUUCAUGAAUGGACUGUAUUUCCUCAGACUCCUUGGCCCAGUCAUGUCAAUUGAUUGAAGCUGAAAUCAGUUAAUCUGGAUACUGUGAACCAUGCUGCUGACGCCUCACCUCUCUGAAUAAUGUUUACUUGGACAGUGACCUUAAGGAUAGAUACUUCAUGUUGAAGAAGUGAAUUAAGAUGACAUAAUUACUGCCUCAUAAAUUCUGAGGACCUUGUAGAAAUCUUCAGGUUAUAACAGUAUACAUAAAACAACAACAACAACAAAAAAAAUCAAAAUUCUAGAUGACUUUGAGUUACAGAACAUGCCACACCAAGAUGGAACAUUUCUUUUAGAAGAAUGGACCUAUUUAUACAUUUUUCAAUUUACAAAUAUUUAUUAUAUAUAUUUAUUUAUUAAAGAGUUUAUUUU
Messenger RNA from Chionomys nivalis (European snow vole), 1197 nucleotides. RefSeq names its product fibroblast growth factor 20 (gene Fgf20). The transcript is spliced from 3 exons. Gene Ontology annotation, molecular function: fibroblast growth factor receptor binding; growth factor activity. The record is from RefSeq and is a predicted model, not a curated record. The coding region runs from base 1 to 639 and encodes 212 amino acids. Gene Ontology annotation, cellular component: cytoplasm. NCBI's taxonomy places the organism in Eukaryota, Metazoa, Chordata, Mammalia, Rodentia, Cricetidae. Gene Ontology annotation, biological process: cell differentiation; positive regulation of gene expression; positive regulation of protein phosphorylation.